Falco peregrinus (peregrine falcon) is the source of this 9265-nucleotide messenger RNA. RefSeq lists its product as uncharacterized. The record is from RefSeq and is a predicted model, not a curated record. The transcript has 2 exons. NCBI's taxonomy places the organism in Eukaryota, Metazoa, Chordata, Aves, Falconiformes, Falconidae. The coding region runs from base 6432 to 7691 and encodes 419 amino acids.
AAUAUGUAUAGGCGUUAAUUGAAUAUUCAUUUGUUUUAUUGUAUAAAUGUGAGAUGGUUCGUCACUUCGGGCAUGCACGCUUGUGGAGGAGCGAUCCCCCGUGCAUCUGCGCGCAAUAAACAUACCUACUUUAUAACUUUCGAGUUAUAGAGUCUAAUUCCUCACGUCAUUUUGGCGAGCCAGGCAGGAGGAUUUCUGCUCGGCUGAGGGACCAGCUGCGGAGCGGACGCUCCUAGGCGCGCCCCGGGAGAUUUCCUCGGAGGAGCCUCCUCUUCUCAGCUGUUCACCCGGGAGCAGAAGAGAAACCCCUGGAUCCGCGGAUAAAACGGUAUGUUUAGUAACGGGGCGGCUGGUGAGACGCACGGAGACGUCCGGCGCGCAGCGUAGUCCCCAGGAGGAAAGGUACCUUGGGAGGGGGUUUGCUGACCAAGGGGUGGCCGCUAGCGAUCUUGAGGGCAGAUCGAGCAAACCCGAGGUUACUGCCAUUCCUAAAAGCCCGGAGGCCUCGUGACGGAAAGCGGGGGGCGGGACGGAAUAAGGCGGAAUCUCACAGGAACAAGAGGGACCUCACAGCAAAAGUAAAAGGGAAACUUUUGCGUAGGAAAAAGAGGAAGCUAAAAACUUCCUUUAGGUUGUCUUAAGAAUUGGGGAAUUCCUAGAAUGUAACAACUGAAAUAGCGCUCUGUGUCUUGUUUGUUCUAUGUGUUGUCUUGUUACAUGUUCAAAACUCGGAGUUAUGAAAUGUAUGUUGAAAAGUAAUAAUAUUCUGGUAAUUCGUGGCAAAUAGCGGAAAACUUAACACUCUGCUUAAGACCAGGAAAAAUUGGUUUUUUGUUUGUUGUUUGUUUUUUGGCAAUUGUUCAUUGAAAUGCAUACUUUGUGAACUGUUAGUGCUCCUAAAAGUUGUACAUAAGUGCACGGUACCUUAUAACAUACUGCUUGUGUGACUGCGGGCUGCCCGGAGAGUGUGAAUGGUGUAAUUGAGAUGCGCAUUUUGAUUUUCCGUGUAUAGCUUAAUUAUUUUGACUGAGUGUGAGUGCAAGAGUGCUUGAGACAGGCGUUUGAGUGCAAAACGAGUAAGGAGCUCUAUCCACGUUUCCGACCUUGGGUGGCUAAGGCGGCCGGAGAAAAACAAAGUAAUUCAAAUUGCAAAAUGGGAAAUGGAAGGAGUAAGCCCUGUGAAAAAUCGCCCUUGGGUUGUAUAUUAAAACAUUGGAGUGAUAUCGCAGGACAGGGUGGUACCGAAAAUAGAAGGAAAUGGAUUAAAUAUUGUAAUCAGUGGUGGCCUUUGUAUAAAUUAGAGUGAUGCGAAAUGGCCUCAGGAGGGAGGAAUGUUUGAUUAUAACACUCUCCUGCAAUUAAUGUUUCUGAGAAGAGAAGGAAAAUGGGACGAAGUAUCAUAUGCAGACAUGUUCUUCGUCCUCCAGGACAAACCUGAGUGGCAAAAGGACUGUGGAUUAGUACCCCCUCGGGAUCCUAUGGUACUAACACUAGAAAGAGUGCGGGAUUAACAUCACCUGAUCUUUGAUUAUGGCUCUAGAAAAGGAUAGGAAAAAAACCCCAAGACCUAAACUAGAAAGAUGUUCUUGUUGAAAUUUUUGUGUUUAAAAGCUCAGGUUGCGGUUCCUUCUGUGGAGCAACCAGAAUGAAACACGUUGUAAGAUAAAAACUUGUACUGAUGUAUGUAAAACCUGAGACGGGGGUGGGUGGAGAAUCAAAGACCUUGUGAAAGUGUUGAAGUAUUGGGGUGAGUUUGUACAAACCCCCGUACCCCCUCGAAGGUGCGACUGAAUCAUGCUGGGAUGCAUGGCAGGAUGUUUUCUGUUUGCCUGCAAAGGCCUGAUAUGUAAUAACACAGACUUAAAGCAACAAGUAGCAGAUUUGCAUUCAGGGUCAGAAAGAGUUAAAACAGAAGUGCUGCUGCAGAGGCAGGCUUGUGUAACCUGCAGAGCAGGAAGAGCAUCUCCUGCCCCGAACCCUUCUGCUGGUGAGGAGGAGGGGGUUGCUGUUGCUGACAAUUGAGCAGAAGGACCUGACAAUGUCACCCCAAUUGCUGCAGCAUUUGCAGUACAACAGGACCGGUAACGGCCUGCGGCGAAUGAAGAGACGGGACACAGCUUGAUGCAAGCAAAUGUCCAUUUAUUAGUGAUUUUCUUACAAAUAUAUACGUUUCUACCUUCUACAUAUUACACACUGAUUGGUUAAAUCUUAAGCGUAAAAAACACUGAUUGGUUGAUAUUUAAGGCACACCGUUAGAACAAUAGGAACUUACUAGUUUAUCUUGACCUAGCAAUAAUUUCUAUUCCAAGGUUAGGGAGUUUCUUUCUAUGCGGCUUUCUUGAUUACAUAUUGGUGCCAUCUGUUCCCUUAUCUGGCUACUUGUUUCUCUGUCCGUCUGGUUGCCUCCUCAACUGUGACGGCUCAGGGUUCUGCAGUUAGCUUGUUCCUUUGCUCCCAGGGCUUGUGCCCUACAAGUUCUAACAAGUCUCUAUUCAUCAGGCUAUCAGUACUUGGACUCUUGUCCUUGAGGCCUUGUCCUACAACGGCCCCUUUUAGGGCAGGGAAUGGGUAUGAGGUGGAAUUUUAGUGAAUACAAAACCAACUUAUUUGUUAAACUUCAGUAAAAAAAAAAAAUAAAUUGUUACAGUUGUGGGAGCUGGUGGCCACCAGGAAAACAUCCUGAAACCUUUAAAGUACAAACUAAGAAGACAAAUAAGAAUGCCAAAUUCACCAAAAUCUUUGUUGGGAUGAGAUUUAUUAGAACAUCUAGACGUUUAAAGAAGGGGAAAUGAAAUUAAAAGUUAAAUAUGAUCAAGUAAUUGAAAUAUUGAGCUUAUCUUUAAUUCAACAGAAAAGAGGAAAAGAGGACCUCCCUGAAGUAAAAGAAAUUUUUAACCAGGUGUAUCUGAAAAUAACUUCCGGGAAAGGUGAAAAAUGCUUUACCUGUUACAGUAAAAAUGAUAAGGGGGAGGCUUGCCCAGUUCAGAUAAAAACAAUAUCCCUUGGUCAGCAAGGCUGUGGGGAUAUUGGCAGAGAAACUGAAAUAAAAUACACUCUGUAGUAGAUCUACUAAUGUAAAUCUGUGUGUUUUGCCAUGACAAUGACUAGUUAUGGGAUGUGCAGAUGAAACUCUGCAUUGACAACGAAGUACAAGGAAUAAGGUUGGUCAGGUGCCUCCUACCAUAGUCAAGGGCAAGACUGGGGUGGCCUCUGUGUUUGCCACCAAGAAGAAUCUUGAGCUCCGCUGUUGGCUGCAACCCAGUAGGUGUUGAGCAGUGGGAACAUAUGCCAUGCCAGACCUUGAUGUGAGGAAUGGCCCACUCUGAGGCACCGAUUUGGAAAUUGGAAACUGCCUGGCCGACCAUGAGGCCAGACGAGUAACAGAGGAGGUAGGAAAGGAGGAAUUAUCCUUAAUACCAGACGAUAAAAUCCAAACUGUAAGUACAGAUCAAGAGCCAAACUAUUCUAAAGAAAACUUAAAACCCUAUUAUUAAUAAGACGCAUUGGGGAGCUGAUACUUUAUAUAAAAGUCUAAAUCAGAAAUUGAUAGGGUGAAACUUGUAUACUGUAAUAAAACAGGUGACUCAGCAAUGUGAAAUGUGUUUAUGCAAUAAUCCCAAUACAGCAAAUAAAAUAAAACUAGGGAACAUUAGUAGAGGAAAUUAUCCAGGGCAACAUUGGCAGAUCGAUUUCUGGGAACUUCCUAGAAAAGGGGGGUAUCGAUAUUUAUUGGUACUAACAGAUACCUUUUCAGGUUGGCCAGAAGCCUUCCCGUGCAGAACUGCUAAAGCCCGGGAAGUGACCAAAAUACUACUCCAAGAGAUAAUACCUAGGUUUGGAGUCCCAGCGGUAAUGUCCUCGGAUAGAGGUUCACAUUUUGUGUCCAGAAUAGUGCAACAGAUCAGCCACCAUCUAGGAAUAGAUUGGCAAUUACACACCCCAUACCGACCACAAUCGAGUGGCCAGGUGGAAAAGAUGAAUCAUCUAAUCAAACAACAGACUGUCAAGUUAGGUCAAGAAACAAAUCUAACUUGGCCCCAGUCUUUGCCAUUAGCUCUUACACGAAUUUGAACUAGACCAAGAGCAAAAGAGGGGCUUAGCCCAUUUGAAAUUUUAUAUGGAUGACCCUAUGUGGUACAAAAGGGUGUUACCGAAAUCUCGGACUGAAGAACUUAUCGACACCAAUGUGAUGUAGAUAAGCAGACACUUCUUUAUUGACGGCCGGGUGCGUGAGCGAGUCCUCUCAUGAUCAACGCACACUAGGUCCCAAAAUCAUAUUCCAUAUAUAGAACUUAUUCAUACAUAUUCAUUAAUUAUUCAUACAUAAUCAUAACAUUUCCCUUAAAUCAUUUACAUACUCUCCUCCUAUAUCCGAUUAUGCGCAGCAAAGCUUAGAAAGGUCUAGAAAUGGGUCUGGGGUACGAUUUGGGUAGGUGGUAUAUGAGUCGGUGGUCGCGAUCUCCCCCUGCCGGAAUUAACUUUUACUAAAGUUCACAGUUUCUUGGCAGGUAACCACCAGCUGUUCCAGUCAACUCUCCCUGGUUUCCAUUAAUCUCAUAUUCUGACAUUUCAAUACACCUUCUACAUACAGAAGACUGGUUAAAUACAAUGGGAACCUUCCAACCCUAGAGUUAUUACAAUAUUUCCAGGCCCUUCUUCUAGCCUUGGUACAAGACGUACAAAAGAUUCCAUAACGUCUCUUAUUGCGUAGAUGCAAGUUUCCUAUAAUUUUUUUUUUCCUUAGCCUUCUACAUUUUAAUUCUAUUAAAUGAUUUUAUAAAAUCAAUUAAUUAAUCAAAUAGAAUCAAUCGAUUUUAACUUAUUAACUAAUCGGUAACAAGGGGACGUCUUCACAGAUUGGUGAAGAAACAAUGACUUCCUAUAUGGUGGCACUAAACAAACAAUUAAUAAGAAUUGAAAAGCAUGUGAUGGGAACACGUAGUAGGGGUCUGGAUGGACCUGUUCACGAUAUACAACCAGGGGACUAUGUAUAUGUUAAGUGUUUUACAGAUAAAACCCUGGAACCACAGUGGACCGGACCUUUUCAAGUCCUACUCACCACCUACACUGCAAUCAAGGUUGAGGGACAGAAUUCUUGGAUUCACCAUACCUGAAUUAAGAAAGCCCCUGCAACUUCGUGGAAAGUAACCCCAGAUAAAAAAGAACUGAAACUCAAAUUUACUCGGACAAAUGGGAACAAUAUUGGUGGCAAGUAAGUGAACCUGAGCGGUUGCGGAUCCACCAUAUGGGAAGGGCACCACAACAAACAAUAUAGAACAAAAGAGUCUGGGACUGAGCCAGUGGCCAGUCUUGCCCAACUUGUUAUCAGUAAGCCCCAACUCAAAAAAAGAUAUUUUGAUCAAAACAGAUUUUAUAUGUAUAUAUGAGAAACGUUUAAAUUGUUAAAAUGAUCAAUAGUGGGUUUAAACCAUUUGUGGUUUUUUGUACCCUCUCUCUUGCCUACAACCAAGAGCCUGAUAACUGACCUUGGAAUCAUGCCCAGAAAAAACACACUGGAAUAAUGGGAAAGGUGGACUCAAAGACGAAACUAGCUAUGGUGUUUUUUUCUGAAGAUGAGGUGUACCAAAGGAAUCAAUGGGAUCGGGAGGAUGUACACAAAGUCGACCGAAGUAGGGUGUCAAACAUAUAAUGAAAAGGAUAACACCAAGAUUUCGGGAGACACCCUGAUUAAUGUCAGAAAGGUAGAUAAGGAAUUUACCCUUCUAAAUACAACCAUGUGCUUUAAUUCACGGGAAUGUUGGCACAAUUUUACCUUAACUGAGCCCAUCUUUAUAAUAUGCCUAGGAAAGGAAUCCCCAAGAACAGCUCUGACUUAUAAGAUCAAAAUAACAAUCCUGCUAACCACUGUUCCUACCACCACCACAGUUACUGCAACGAGCGAGGGAAAGCAAGCAGCCGACUCAAUAUGAGUGAUAAAGCAAGCUUCGAUUUAUUACGGCGCGAUUAUGUCUUAUAUACAGUUCCAGUUAAUUAUGCCUACAAAUCAUCUGCUGAUUGGCUAAGCUCUAAAGGGUUACACUUUCAUACGUCCUCCUACUUGCGGUUUCGGCGGAUAGCUAGCUACAUAUAUUUUUUUUUCCUCUCUUGUCUACGCGAAUUCCUCAAAGUUAUUUACAACAUUAGGCACAAGGUCAGCAUGACCUUAUCUCUUUUCCCUUUUUAGCAGUCCUGGUAAUUUUCCAUUUUUAGCAAGCCUGGUAACUUCCCACUGCGGCCUAGCUUGGUUCACUCCAGACUUGUGUCAAAAGCUGUAUCACACAGUCCUUCUAUGGAACCGUGGCCGUUCUCUUUCAUCCAUUCUGCAACAAGUUACAACAACCCCAUUAACGCUUGAUCUUAAAUUAACUAAACCAAAUCCAAAAAUUUAUACAAUUGGACCAUAUGUAAUCAGAAAUACAGGUCAGCAACAAAUGUUGUUUAACCCAGAAUGGUCUCUUAAAAGAAUAGAGUUACAAAUACAAGUCAAUGUUUCUGAUGUUAAGCCAUCCUGUUCCCCCUUCUUACGGACCUCUUAUGAGGGAUGGACAACUUGGUUAAGACAAAGGGGAAAUAUCUAUCGAAACAGAAUAGUGAGAGAUGUAACUGGAAUGUUGGGAACAGGACUCGGAGUAUUAAAUUCCAUAGAUUCAGAAGUGAUAAUGAAUAAACUAGCCGCCACCACAGCCGAUCUAUCAAAACUACAACAACCACUAAAAUCUUCAUUAUUGGCAUUAGGGGCGCAUCAAUGGUUGAUAUCGAAGGUACUCCCCAGGUGGGAACAAAUAAACAUGGAAGAUCAUCAACUCAUCACUAAGGCGUUAGGUGGUUUACAGGACGACGUCGCCCUGGCUCUAAGUUGUAUCCAAGCCCAAAUGUGGAUGCAAUCAAUAGCUGCAUCCAUAAUAAGAGAAGGAGAGGAAGGCAUAUUUCCUACGGAAAUUCGAAAGAUGGUUUGGGACAAUGCUACGGAGGUAGAAAGAAAACUCCAGUCAUGGUGGAAAAUGGUGAACUUUACCUACGACCCCAACACACACACAAUCACAGGUUUUGUAUUAACCAUACGUAAUGCAGUAAUAAUUACCAUACACCCCAUUGUAGCCCUUGGAAUUAACCAUAAUGGGGUGCUCCUAUACCCUUUUGAACAUAGAACAUGGGCCAGAAAGACAGGCGACAAGUGGCAAACAGUAGAUUUAGAAUCUUGUAUUAUGCGAGAGCAGCAGGGCUUCCUCUGUGAAAGCAAUACUAUAAUGGCUCAGGAUACUUGUUUAGAUACAGAUCAGAAAAUAUGUCAUUUCGAGGCCCGACCAAAUGCAAACUUGAAAACAGUAAUUAUAUAUGCAGGGAAGGGAUGUGCGUGUUUGAGAACUAAGUGUAACACAAUAACCGUAGAUGGGGAGGUAAAGGAGACUGCACAGUAUUCAAAUUAUUGUAUUUGUAAUUUUACUACUAUCACAGGAUGCGAUUUUAGUUACUCAGCCGCAGUAGUGUCUCAUCAAUUCUUAAAAUCCAACUUUACCCCAUCACAGAUGAUAAUUCCUACCCCCAUAGGACUAAAUAUAAGCAGUAUAAAAGAACUAUUAAAACAUGCAGAUUUACAACGUAUACUGGAAGAAACCAAAGAAAAGGGACACGAAACUCUUCUUAUGAUCCAUCAUGAUGUAGAGGGGAUCAAGAAAGUUUUAAAAAGGUAGAACAGGAUGGAAACCAUAAUUGGUGGGAUACUCUCUUUGGCUGGUCACCUUCUGCAACAGGAAUUCUUAACACUCUGGUACACCCCAUUGUGAUCUUAUUGAUCAGUUUAGGAAUUUCCUUAAUACUAACCAUUGUGUUAUAUUUGUGGGUUUGGAGAAUGUUUAAAAGGGUAACACUUAUGUAUGAUGCUUUAUAUCAUUCGGGAAGGCUGCUUAAGUAAAAGAAUUUACUUAGUUUGAUAGAAAAGGGGGGAUUGCUAUGGAGAAAUAGUGUGAAAUGGGGACAAUGGACAUGGACUGUGAUUGUAUAUGUCUGCCCAGGAAUGUGGGUAUGGUGACGGGUCAUGGGUGCGAUGUCUGGUCACAUAGGCACACAGCUUUGAGGAGACACCUACAGUUUUGAGGAGAUGCCUGCCCUUCUUCCUCUAACAAAGGGGCUAUUUAAAAAAGAAUGAGAAAAGGAUGAGAGACAUUCCAAGGCUAUCUAGAGGAAGGGAGUGCUAAGUCUCCUUGCUGGAGAAGAUCGGAUGGUCACAAGGACAUGAAUCACCUACAAACCUGCAAGACCACCACAUUCCAGGCAAAGGACUGAUAAGCUAAUUAACAUACGAAGCGGGGUUUAGGUAACGAAUAUGUAUAGGCGUUAAUUGAAUAUUCAUUUGUUUCAUUGUAUAAAUGUGAGAUGGUUCGUCACUUCGGGCAUGCACGCUUGUGGAGGAGCGAUCCCCCGUGCAACUGCGCACAAUAAACAUACCUACUUUAUAACUUCCGAGUUAUAGAGUCUAAUUCCUCACGUCAGUUGUAUACUCAACUGUAUAAAUAGUGUAAAGUUUUGACAAUCGGAGAGCUAGGCAUUUGAGGGUUACCACCUAGCUCCCUACUUUGCGCAAACUAGAAUAAAGAAAUAAGGAAUACCUCAACUUGGUGUGUGAAUUGGCACUGCGCACUGUGUAAGGAACCUGCUUACUGACAACAAAGCUAUAUAUAAUAUUUCAAUAUCUUGUGAGGUUUUCACUGAAGAUGAUUCUUGGGCUUCCAGUGUAUAAAACGUAGUUUUGAUCAUGUUAUAGUUUUGCUAUAUAAGUUAAGAUUGAUUGACUUUAUUUGAUUGAUUAUUUGAUUUUAUAAAAAUUAUUUUAUAAAAUAGAAAUAUAGAAGGAUAAGAAAUAUAUUUUAAUGAAACUUAUAGUUGCACAGUAAAAGCUGCUAUGAAAUCCUCUGUAUAUCCCGUACCACAGCUAGAAGAAUGGGCUAGAACCAUUGUGGAUAACUGGCUAGCUGAAAAGGGUCACAUAGACAUAGUCCAGCUGGCUGGACAAAAAUGCACAUCGCUCUCAGCUUAUCUGAAGUAAAGCAAAAAUACACUGUCCUUGGCUGUUCUUGUUACACAAUAUCAGGAAGAUUGUGGUGGGAAAAGAAUGUUACAGGUGGGAACAGAUAACUACAGAAGAGAAACUAGGGGCGGGCUUGGUAUUUAGGCAACUAAGCUUAACUUUUGUAAUAUGUAUGAGCUAAUUAUAACAAGGCAUAAAAGGUGACUGUAAGGUACAAUAAAUGAAGUCUGCUGAUCACUC